AUGUCGAAGGCCUUCCUGAAAGCUAAAGAGAAAUACGAUGCGGUGAUCAACGACGCCGGAAGAGGAGACUGGUCCUGCCGGACCAACCGCAUUGGUGCCUCGAGGCGCCCAUCUAGUGGUACUUACGACAUGGUCAACAAGAUCGAACACCCACCCAGCCGCCGUGGCAGCACGGUUAGUGUAAAGGAUAAAAUCAAAGAUAUGUUGAAUCGGCCGGCUUAUUAA
Pseudomassariella vexata is the source of this 225-nucleotide messenger RNA. RefSeq lists its product as uncharacterized. The transcript is spliced from 2 exons. The record is from RefSeq and is a predicted model, not a curated record. Bases 1 to 225 code for a protein of 74 amino acids. Lineage: Eukaryota; Fungi; Ascomycota; Sordariomycetes; Amphisphaeriales; Pseudomassariaceae.